Messenger RNA from Plectropomus leopardus (leopard coralgrouper), 6951 nucleotides. The record is from RefSeq and is a predicted model, not a curated record. NCBI's taxonomy places the organism in Eukaryota, Metazoa, Chordata, Actinopteri, Perciformes, Serranidae.
GAUUCUUAAACAGUACUAAAGAAAGGAAGACAUAGAUGACCAAGAAGAACAGGAAACCACUGUAGAUCGACAACAGGGACACCUGCAGGACAAAAAAGAUGGAUGCAAACAAAGUAUGGCAGUGGCGCAUUAUGCAUGUUAAGAAGUAUUCAAGAUGUCCUCAACCAUUCUAUCGUAGCAAUAGAAUAGGAUUGGAUUUUAACGUAGCAUCCAGCACACAGAAAAAAAUACACUUACCAUUAGUGACAAACGCUGUCAUGCUUGAGGUCUGUGACUUUGCUAAAACAGUAAACAAGGGUAAAAGGCAUUUUCUGACAAACAUUCUAGAGAACAAUUUUGAUCUUGGUUUGGAAAAUGAGCAACAGCGAAUUGAUUUUACGACUCAAAUUCAUUACAAAGUUAAAGAGCUGAUCAGGAAACCUCCUGAGGAUAGAAGUGAAGUUUUCACUCUGUUUGACACAUCUAAGCCAGAAUGCAACUGCAACAAUGGACUGACCAAAGCAUCUACAGAGCGCAAGACUGAAAGGUUCCCAAUGGAGAUGGAUGACACUGUCAAUAAACAAGAAGACGAAUUCAAGUGUUUGCAAGAAACAUCCAAAGAAAGCAUAAAGGCAGAAAGUCUCUCAGAAGAGGUGGACUAUACUGAUGAUAGUGAACAAGAAGAUGACUUCAUCUUUUCACAAGAACGACAGUCAGCAGAAGAUCUGAAGGAUGAUUUUCUUAUCUCUGCGUUCCCCUAUUGCAAAGAAAUUGGUCUGAACUUUGAUGUGGGGUCAAAACAAAGACUAGAUCCAGAUUUGUUAACAAAGGGCGUGAUGUUAGAAUUGGAACAUGUCACCAGAAUACUGACUGCAUCCUUCAGCCCUAUUGUUCUUGGUGUGUUGGAGCACAAUUUGGAUGUUGAUCUCAAAAGUCAACGAAGAAGAAAUCGAAUUUGGUUCAAGAUAUCACAACUGUUGAGAAGAAGUAAUCGACUUGCUGCUCCUGGAAGGAAAAUAAGCCCGGAGUUUAAAAAUGAGCCAUCUUCCCUCCAGACAAAUCCAUUCAAAAGUACCGACGGUUUAACAUCUUCCAAUAUGGAAGCCCUGCAGUAUCACUUAAAGGAGGUGACAAAAACAAGGCAGUCUGAAUUAAAAAGUAAACAAAAACAGAGGGCUCUUUUAAGAACAAGUGAAAGUGAAAACAAAAGGCACAAAAUAGGGCACUUUGAAGACAUAGAGACAGACUCACUUUGUCAUCACACUAAUUUGUGUACCAGUGGAAAAGCACAGGGAGAUAAUUGUCACACAUUCCCAAUGGGAGAGUCUAAUGGAGACUCAGAUGAAGUCACAAAUCCAAUAAACAUUGGCAGUCAGAAUCACUUACAAAGCCCAAAAAGGUUUUCUUUGUGCUCUGAUAUUGCUAGGAAAUCAGAGUCAAGUUAUUUGGGUUUUUGUGCACCUUUACCUUCCCCAACUGACAUGUCAUCCAAUGUGCCAAUGAUAACAUCAAGUGUGAACCCACCAUUUGCAAGUCAGCCUGGUGAAGGAGGGCUUUGUGAAGGUGAAGAGCAAACACAGACUCCAAGUAAUACACCAGACAAAUGUGACUUCGGAGAGAAUACUGAAACAGAGAUCAUGUGGAAGUUGCGUGCUAACCGUGUAGAACAAAUCCUCUCCUCACCAAACAAAGAAUUUUAUUCAUUCUUCAGGUCCAAGAAAGCUGGUCUUGAAUACAAUGUUGGAUUUGGCCCAAAGCAAUACAUCCGUUUUGAGUCUGUAUCUAGUUUUUUACUGAUUGACAUUGCUAAAUUUGCCUUAGCAAUGAAUUCAUCCCAGCAGGAUUUUAUCAUGGAGAUUCUUGAGUACAACUUUGACUUUGGCCUGCUGGGUCAACAACAGAGGAAUCUUUUCACAUGUGAAAUUAUGAACAGAGUCAGAAAGCUGCAACAUUGUGAAGAUGCAGUGAAAUUCUCGAAAGAAGUUUUUCAACUUCCUGAUCCCAUGUCGUUCAUAAAUAUGGCAAAUCAGAGCUUGGGCAGUGUCAACCCUGAGCUCAGCAGUACAUCAAGAAAUGAAUGUGAUGUUGCUCCUGUGUGUCCUUCUCAUUCACAUCCUGAAACCAAAGACCAUAAUUUACAGAAGAUUGUGGAUCUUUAUCCCUUCUGCAAGGAAAUGGAUCUGAAACUACAUAUAAACAAUUGUCAACCAAACAAAAAGCUGAAUAUCAACAAACUGACCAAUGGUGCAAUGACUGAAGUGAUAUACUUUGCAGAGAAGUUGUGCGGAACAUUUGAGCAAACAUGCCUUGACAUUGUCAGACACAACUUUGAUUGUGAUUUGCAUAUUAAAGAUUCUGACCUUGCAAGAAACAUUGUUGCACUAAUCCCUGCUGUUCUGGAGCAAAAUAAUUUGUCAUGUAAGUUAUAUCAUGACAGAAAAAUAAAGCACACAGGAAAAGAUCCCUCCACAAUGGUUAAACUGCGAUACCAGGACAGCCCAAAUUUAGAGUCAUGUAUUGAUGCUCCGUUAGAGGUUGCAAUCACAGACCAAAACGAAGACAGUUCCGCUGACUUAGAACAGCAAGAUGAGCGCAGUUUAGCACUUUGGAAAUUGCGGGUCAAUCAUAUUCAGCAAAUCCUCUCGAUACCUCAUGAAGAACACUGCCCAUUUUAUUCUUACUCCAGAUGCAAGAAAUUGGGCAUUGAUUUUAAUGUAGGGUCUGGAGUUAAACAAAACCUUCAUCCCAAAUUACUGACAAAUGGCAUCAUGGUUGAAUUGAACACUUUUUCCACGGCAUUGCUAUCAUCACAAAGGUAUUUCAUCACAGAGAUACUGGAGUAUAAUUUUAAUCUUAAUUUCAACAGUGAGCUGCAUCGCAGUUCUUUUGCAACAAAAACUUGGGAGUUCGUUACCAGUAAAAUAAAUUAUAAAAGAUACAGUGUAACUCGACCGAAAAAGGUUUUCAAACUCCCUGACUUAGGGCACAUACAAGAAUCUACCAGAUAUUGUGCCAGAUGCUAUCAAUUCAGAAAUCACAAGCUUUGUCAGGAUGAAUCUGACAGUGACAUGCAUCAUCCUCAACCACCUACCAUGACUGGCAUGACUGGAACAGUCUCUGCUGAUGCAACCUGCACAGCUCAAAAGCUUGCAAAAUAUCUGUCCUCUACCCAUUCAUCAACAGAGGAAACAAUCAUGGAUAGUUACCCUUGCUGCAAGAAAAUAGGUUUAAAUCUGUGUGUGGACAAAGACCAGCCAAAAGAUAAAAUUGGCUUGCAUUUGUUGACAUAUGAGAUUAUGGAUGAAGUAGUUAGUUUUGCCAAAAAAUUGUGUGGGACAAGAUUUAAAAUCAUUAAUGAUGUCCUUGAUCACAACUUCAAAAUUUGCAUGCGGAGGCGAAAUGUAGAUCCUGCCAUGGUGUUUCUUCAAGUAGCGAAAAAAAAUGCUGUCAAUCUGGCCUGGUUAAAUGAAGUCUAUUCAAUACAACCAGUUCCUCACAAACAACUUAGAUAUGCAACAGAUGUGCCACAGGCGACAUCUCUUCGAAGGAGUAAAUUGAAAGAAGCUUUCACAAAAAGAAAGCUGGCACUACAAACAAAGAAAAGAGCCACAGAGCAAAAGGAAAUGGGAAUAGAGAGCAACUACACAUGUCCUUUAGAGUCUGACCUAGACUCCAGUGACAUCUCAGACUCAGAAGGUGAAGACCAAGAACCAACUCCAAGAAAUGUACCAAAUAAGUGUGACAUGGGGCAAGAUCAAGUGGGAACAGAAAACAACUUGUGGAAGUUGCGUGCUAAUCGUGUAAAACAAAUCCUCUCCUCACCAAACAAAGAGUUUGGUCCUUUUUGGUGGUCCAAGAAAUUUGGCCUUGAAUUUAAUGUUGGAUUUGGUCCGAAGAAAAACAUCAGCGUUGACUCUUUGCGUAGCUUUGUUCUGAUCGAAAUUGCUAAAUUUGCCUUAGCAAUGAAUUCAUCCCAGCAGGAUUUCAUUAUGGAGAUUCUUGAGUACAACUUUGACUUUGGCAUGCAGAGUCAGCACCAGAGGAAUCUUAUCACGUGUGAAAUUAUGGAUAGGGUACAAAAGCUGAAAGAUUGUGAAGACGCAGUCAAAUUCUCAAAACAGGUUUUUCAACUUUCUGAUCGAAUGCCAUCAAUAAAUAUGACAAAUCAGAGCUUGGGCAGUGUCCAUCUUGAAAUUGGCAGUGCACCGAGAAUGGCGAAGGGUGAUGUUGGUCCAGUGUGUUGUUCUGAUUCACAUGCUGAAACCAAAGAUCAUAUGUUAAAGACGACUGUGGAUCUCUAUCCCUUCUGCAAGGAAAUAGGUCUGAAGCUACAAGUUAACGAACAUCACCAAAACAAAACACUGGACAUCAACACACUGACCAACGGAGCAAUGACUGAAGUGAUAAACUUUGCAGAAAAGUUGUGUGGAACAUUUGAGCAGAUUUGUCUUGACAUCCUCAGACACAAUUUAGAUCUUGAUUUGCAAAGUGACAAUCCAGACCUUGCCAGUAGUAUUGUUGCACAAAUUCCUGCUGUUACUGGGCAAAGGCAUCUGUCACUUUGGGUAAAAACACACCAGAAAAUAAAGGGCACAGGAAAAGCAAAACCGAAAGAGGAUUGCCAGAAUCACCAAGCUUUAAAUACAUGCAGCGUUCAGUCUUCCCAGGCUGCAGUCAUGGAUGAACACCAAAACAAGCUCAACUUAUUUCUGUGGAAACUGCGGGCCAAUCUCAUUCAGCAAAUUCUUUCAAUACCUCAUGAAGAAUGUUGCCAACUUUAUUGUUACUCCAGGUGCAAAAAAUUGGGCAUUGAUUUUAAUGUAGCAUCUGGUGUAAAGCAAAAUCUGGAUCCAAAAUUACUGACAAAUGGCAUCAUGGUUGAAUUAAACACUUUUGCCACAGAACUGCUGUCAGCCCAGAAAUAUUUUAUUGCGGAGAUACUGGAGUAUAAUUUCCAUCUUGGUCUUAGGAAUGAGCUGUAUCACACUGCCUUUGCACAGCAAAUUUUUGACAAAGUCAGAAUGCUUGAGCAUAUAAGGAACAGGGCUCUUCAAAUGAAUAUGCAGUUUGAACUCCCUGACAUCCAAGAACCUACUCAUGACAGACUUACAUAUUGCCCAAAAUGCUACCAAGACAGAAAUGAAAAGGUUUGUCAGGAUGAAUCUGACUCUGGGCAAAUGCAUCGUGCUGGGCCACAUAAUGUGACUGACACAGUUACUAGUGAUGCAACCUGUGCAGAACAAAAGCCUCCCAUUGCUUUCUCAGCAAUAGAGAAGACAAUAAUGGACAGCUACCCACGCUGCAAAGAAAUUGGUUUGAACCUGUGUGUGAACAAAGACCAACCAAAAGAUAAACUUGACUUGCAUUUAUUGACAUAUGGGAUUAUGGUUGAAGUGGCUGAUUUUGCCAAAAAGUUGUGUCCAUCAAAAAACAUGACAAUUUGUGCAUUCAUUGAACACAACUUCAACAUUUGCCUGCAAAACCUAGAUGUAGCUGUUUCACAGCUGUUGUGUAGAGAAGUAGCAUGUAAGGAUGACGGACCUGCCUGGUUCAAUGAAGUUUUUGAUACUCAGCCAUUUUCUCACAGACAGCCUGACCAUGCAAGUAAAUCGAAUGAGGCUGCUGCCAUGCUGAUAAGUGAAAGGAAGGAAACAAUCAAAAAAAGGCAACUGGCACUUAAAACUAAAAAGGAACAAGCCACACUACCAAGUCAUAGAACAAGUGGAGUAAGCUCAAAGACAAAAAAACAAAAUAAAGGGAAUCUUUUUCCGAUUUGCGCGGAGAUAGGUUUAGAUCUGGACUUGACAUCAAAAUCAGGUGAGAAAGAGAAACUGGACUUGAGCCUUUUGACGAGAGCUGUCGUCUUGGAGAUAUAUAAAUUUGCUUCAAAGAAAAUGGGACACUAUUUGCCACACACUGUGUUUGACAUCCUUGACUAUAACUUUGAUCUUAGCUCGCAACAUCAUAGGCACUGGGAAUUUUCUAUAGCCACUUCAUCUAAAGUCCAAAUCAUGGUGAAGCAACAUCAAAAAAAUCGAAACAGACCACACGAGGUCUUCAAGUUGCCAUUUGUAUUACCUCCCAAGAGACAAAAUAAGAACUCUAACAAGCGUUCUCAGGAAAAACAAGGCAAGAAAACGAACAAAGGCAGUCUUGCACAGAAGAGUCAACAUUCAGAUGUCAAUCCCGUCCAGUCUCCUAAUGAUGACAAAACUGAAAAGGGAGCUGAGGUCCAUGAAGAGGACACAAAGCUCCCAACAGAUCCUGGGUCAAUGAUGUCGGUGAGAGGAGGUCUAGUGAAUGCAGGCUGUGACAAGCCUCUCCAGGAAAACAUACAAAUUAAAGAGGAGGAGUACGAUCCACAUUAUAGCGAUAUGAAGCCAGAACCAGACACAGAGGAAAAAUAUCAUCCACAUGAUGAUAUUAUCAAAACAGAGUCAACCACUGAAGAUGUCAAGCAUGUAGUCACAGGUCAACCUACAGAACCCCUUGCUUCUACUCCAGUGAUGUUGUUUCCAAACCCUGUUGGGCUGCAAACAGGAUUGCAAAGUCAGAAUGUCCUAUAUCACAUCCUGACUGAACCAGGAUCUGCUGUAUAUCCAAGCACUGCAAGUAACAUAACUGGAUUGAACACAGGGGGUGUUAAGUAUUUGAUCCCAGUUCAAGCGGUGACAUACCCAACGAUAACUACAGUUCAGCUGGUCAAAAAAGAGCAAGAACAUGUGCCCGCUGACUCGCACCAGAGUGGAGCUCACUGUUAAAAGUCUUUUCAAGAAAUGGAGGCCCACAAACAUGGAUAGAUCUGACAAAAAUCUUUCCGUGCAAAGGGCUGUCAAUAUUUUGCUUUAAGGUUUUGUUCUAAAAAGGACACAGUGGAAUUUCUCAAGCUGUUUUUUUUAUAUUUCUUUUUCUUUGUUAGCUCUUGUAUGUUUCAUGUUUGUAAGAAUUUGUAUGAAAAAUCUAAAAAGGUUU